Messenger RNA from Papilio xuthus (Asian swallowtail), 1829 nucleotides. It is a transcript of the gene U4-U6-60K, whose product is annotated as U4-U6 small nuclear riboprotein factor 60K. Gene Ontology annotation, biological process: mRNA splicing, via spliceosome. Lineage: Eukaryota; Metazoa; Arthropoda; Insecta; Lepidoptera; Papilionidae. Gene Ontology annotation, cellular component: U4/U6 x U5 tri-snRNP complex. Gene Ontology annotation, molecular function: protein binding; U4 snRNA binding; U6 snRNA binding. The transcript has 14 exons. The record is from RefSeq and is a predicted model, not a curated record. The coding region runs from base 188 to 1783 and encodes 531 amino acids.
AUGUUAAAUGCUUGAAACGUAUCGCAUAGUAGUUGGGUUUGUUUAGCUUGUUUCGGCAAACUAGGGAUUUAUUUGAUUUUUAACUAAUUUAAUACUGCCAAACUAAUUGUAAAGCUACUAAAGAGAAGCUUUUUACAAAUAUCUCAUUCAUUAUUGUUUUAAUAAACUUAACAAACAUAACCUCAAUAUGUCUGAUGAUGAAGAAGUGGUGAUAAAGAAGACCAAACAAGUCCACUAUGGAUCUCUUGAAGAACAAGAGAAAGCACGGCUGGCUGCCCUUGCCGCCGCUGUCAGGGAAGGGGUCGAAGACAAUGGAGGAAAAGAACUUGGUGAUAUUCAAAUUUCAAGUGAAUACAUGGAACUGGAAGAGGAAAUGUCCAAAGACAAGAAAGCUCUACUGGAAGAGUUUGAAAGGAGGAGAAAAGCAAGACAACUGAAUGUAUCUACAGAUGAUGACGAGGUGCGCAGAAGUCUGAGACAACUUGGUGAGCCGGUGUGCCUGUUUGGUGAAGGCCCAGCUGAGAGGAGAGUCCGUCUACGUGAUCUGCUUAGUUAUCUUGGAGAGGAUGCUAUACAUAAGAAGUUAGAAGAGGAAGAAGCCAGGAUAGAGAGAGACAGAGGACGGGAAGGUACCUGGUAUCAUGAGGGUCCUCCGGAACUGAGAGAUGCGAGGCUGUGGAUCGCUAGAUAUUCAUUGCCUAGAGCUAAACAACGGUUAACAAAGGCCCGUGAAGAGCUGAAGCUACCAGGCAGCGUGCGCGCCGCAGCAAAACAGGAGUCACAGAGGAAGGCCUCCGCUAUGUCUAUAUAUUGCAGCCAGAUAGGUGACAGUCGUCCUAUCAGCUUCUGCAGGUUUAGUGAUGACAGUCAGAUGCUCAUCACCUCCAGCUGGUCAGGUCUGAUCAAGGUGUGGUCAGUGCCGGAGUGCACUCCGCUGCAGACCCUCAAAGGACACACCUGCAACGUCAGCAGCGCAGUCUUCCAUCCACAGGCUGCUCUGCCAACUCACUUCCAGCACAAGAUAAACAAUGCAAAAGAUGGCACAGACACGGAGUCUAUGGAGACUGAUGAAAAAUCAGAAGUUUGUACAAUGGCGUCCUGCGCUUACGACGGUAGUGUUCAUCUGUGGAACUUUGCCGGUGAAGGUCCGAUGGCGUCGUUGGAGGGUCACGGGCCGGCUCGUGUGGCGCGCGUCGAGUUCCAUCCCUCUGGCCGCUUCCUCGCCACCACUGUCUUUGACAACUCCUGGAGACUCUGGGACCUCGAGACUGCAACGGAGGUACUCCAUCAAGAAGGACAUGCUAAGCAAGUUUACAGUAUCGCGUUUCAAGGAGAUGGCUCGUUAGCUGCUACCGGUGGUAUGGACGCGUUCGGUCGCGUGUGGGAUGUGCGCACUGGACGCUGCGUCAUGUUCCUGGAGGGUCAUCUCGGCCCUGUGCUGGGCGCUGCCUGGCAUCCAGCAGGACACCGCCUCGCCACCGCCGCCGCUGACCACCAGGCAAAAAUUUGGGAUAUAAGAAAGCGAGCACCAGUUUACACGAUACCUGCGCACACGCAUCUAAUUAGCGACGUGAGAUAUCAGCGCAGCCAUGGUCACUAUCUGGCGACCAGCUCGUAUGACGGCAGCGGCAAGCUCUGGUCUGACCCCGCCUGGCAUCCACUGCGCACACUCUCCGGACACGACAACAAGGUGAUGAGUGUGGACAUAUCUCUAGACAACAAGUACAUCGCGACUUGUUCCUACGACCGCACAUUCAAACUGUGGGCUCCGGACCUUGCAUAGACAUUCACACUUUGUAUUAUAUUUAAAUAUAAGAUUUCAUACAUUU